This is a messenger RNA of Ornithorhynchus anatinus (platypus), 1056 nucleotides long. RefSeq names its product olfactory receptor 14A16-like. Gene Ontology annotation, molecular function: olfactory receptor activity; G protein-coupled receptor activity. Gene Ontology annotation, biological process: G protein-coupled receptor signaling pathway. The transcript has 4 exons. The coding region runs from base 1 to 1056 and encodes 351 amino acids. Lineage: Eukaryota; Metazoa; Chordata; Mammalia; Monotremata; Ornithorhynchidae. Gene Ontology annotation, cellular component: membrane. The record is from RefSeq and is a predicted model, not a curated record.
AUGGUGGCACUCUCCUGGUUCAGUGGGAGCCUGGCAGCAAUCCUCCAUGUGUCCAGCACCUUCUCUUUGCCUUUCUGUGGCCCCAAUGUGAUCUAUCAGUUCUUCUGUGACAUCCCCCAAGUAAUAAGGCUUGCUUGCAUGGAUGAGAUCCUUGGGGAAACUGGUGUGAUCACUCUACUAGCCUGGGUGGCUUUCUCAGCUUUCAUUCUAAUUAUUUACACUUACAUCCACAUCUUCUCCAUUGUGCUGAGGAUGCCUUCUGCUGAGAGUGGGUCCAAAGCCUUCUUUACCUUCCUGUCCCACCUCAUUGUUGUGACCUUGUUCCUCUCCACAAGCACCUUUGAAAAUGCACUGAUAGAAAGCCAAGAGAACCUCCCUGAAAGAUCCAGCCACCAGGAGAAGGACCCCGAUCCACCUGUUCUGACAAACCUUCACAUCUUCAAUGCAGAAAUGGCCAAUCACACAUCAGUGAUUGAAUUCCUCCUCAUGGGUUUCUCUGAUGAGCAUGAUUUGCAACUUGUCCAUGCCACAAUGUUCCUUCUAAUGUAUCUUAUGGCACUGGUGGGAAAUUUCAUCAUCACCGUCAUCACUCUGGACCGGUGCUUCCAUACCCCCAUGUACUUCUUCCUCAAUAAUUUGUCAUUCCUAGAUCUCUGCGUCAUCUCCACUACUGUGCUGAGACUCACCUGCUCGAAUGAGAUCUCCGAAGAAGUGGGGAUCAUUUGUUUAAUUUCCUCUCUGGCUAUCUUGUGCUUCCUUCUGAUCAUUUAUUCUUACACCCACAGUUUCUCCACUGUGCUGAGGAUCCCCUCUGCAAAAGGUCAGUCCAAAGCUUUCUCCCCCUGCCUUUCUCACCUCGCUGUUGUGACCUUAUUCCUCUCUACUGGGACGUUUGAAUAUCUCAAGUCACCAUCAGGGUCCCACUCCCUUCUGGAUCUGUUCGUGUCCAGGUUCUACACCAUGGUGCCGCUAACCCUGAACCCUGUCAUCUACGGCCUAAGGAACAAGGACAUGAAGGCUGCUCUGGGGAGGAUCUGGAGGACAAAGGAUGGUUGA